This is a messenger RNA of Balaenoptera acutorostrata (minke whale), 1804 nucleotides long. RefSeq names its product EGF-like and EMI domain-containing protein 1. The coding region runs from base 1 to 1578 and encodes 525 amino acids. The transcript has 15 exons. The record is from RefSeq and is a predicted model, not a curated record. NCBI's taxonomy places the organism in Eukaryota, Metazoa, Chordata, Mammalia, Artiodactyla, Balaenopteridae. Gene Ontology annotation, molecular function: calcium ion binding.
AUGUUUGGAUUUGUUCAGAUUUUGGAGUUCAGAUCACAAAAUGGGAAACAUUUUGUUGGAUUAGCGUCAUCUGAAAGUGGGAAAGACUUUCCAGAGGCCUUACCAUCUUUAUCGAUGGACCCCUGCAUGGGUGGAAAUGGAUGUGCUCACAUCUGUCAGAGUGAGCAUGGCGUGGCCAGGAGUGCCUGUCACCCAGGGUACCAGCUGUCUGCAUACAAAAAGGCCUGUGCAGAUGUAAACGAGUGUGCUGAAGGGCUUGCUCCCUGCAGCCAUCGCUGUGUGAACACAGUGGAAUCUUUCACUUGUGCCUGCCACCCUGGUUUUGAGCUGGGAGCUGAUGGAAAACAGUGUUACAGGAUUGAAUUGGAAAUUGUCAAUAGCUGUGAAAAGAAUAAUGGUGGUUGUUCCUGUCACUGUGAACAUGCAGUUGGUGGGCCCUGUUGCUCCUGUAACCAUGGACACCGGCUUGAUUCAGAUGAGAAAACAUGCAUAGACCUUGAUGAAUGUGAGAGUGGAGAAGACUGCUGGGCCCAGCUCUGCAUCAACUAUUUAGGAGGCUGUGAAUGCAGUUGUCAGGAAGGCUUUAGGAUCAGUUCUGAUGCUUGUGGAUGUGAUGAUGUGGAUGACUGUCUGGAUGUCAGUAUCGUCUGUGACCAACUAUGUGUCAACUCUGUGGGAACCUAUGAGUAUACUUGUGAGGAAGGCUGCAGAAUUGGAAGUGAUGGAAAAACUUGCAUCUCUGAUGAUGAGUUGAAGGAAGAAGAAGAGGAAUUAGACAUUGUGAAGUUUCCAGGUCUUCUAUUCAAGAGCCCACCUCAACUGCUUCAUUAUGUGGCCACCUCUCUGCCUGUCACCCAUGAAGAUGAAGAAGAUGAGGAGGAAGAGGGGAAAGGUAUUCGAGGAGAACUGACUGCUUUGCACAGAGUUGACAGGGAAGCCAGGAAGUCUACCGACAGCUGCAAAGAGAGCAAGGAGCUAAGCCCCGUUACAGCAGUAUCAUGCAUGGUGCUGGAGAGUGACGUAGACAGUAUGGGUCCACUAAGAUGGUAUUGCAUUCCGGUCUGUUUAGAUCAUACCUUCGGACACGAUUGCACGUUGAGCUGUGAGGACUGCGUAAAUGGGGGCUGGUGCCAGGAAGGAAAGAGUGGAUGCUCGUUCCCCGCUGGCUGGGGAGACAUUCCUUGCAACGAAACUUGUUCCCUAGAGACCAGUGGGAAAGAGUAUGAUGGCAUCUGUGAUUGUCAGAACGGAGGCACCUGUGAUCCUCUGAGCUGGCAGUGCCAGUGCCCCUCAAGGGUUCAUGGGAAAACCUGUGAAGACGGAUGCCCAAAAGGAUUCUUUGGGAAGAGUUGCAAAAGGAAAUGUAACUGUGCCAACAAUGGCCAUUGCCACAGGGUGUAUGACGCCUGUAUGUGUGAGCCAGGGCGCUAUGGGAGGUUUUGUCAUCUGAACCGUCCCAAGGGAGCCCAUGGAGCUGGCUGCACUUCAGAAUGUCAGUGUGUGGAGGAGGACACCCUGGGAUGCAGCGCCAAAAACGGCAGUUGCACCUGCAGAUCUGGUUACCAAGGCAACAGAUGACAGAAAGCCUGCCCUAAUGGCCUCUGGGGACCAGAUCAUCCGUUCUCCUGUGGACCCUGUGAGAAUGGAGGAACAAACGGGAAGGACUGUAAACAGGUGUGUCAGUGUUCAGCUGAGAAUGAGGAGUGUCACCCCAUCACGGGGAGAUGUACCUGUCUGCCUGGCUACCAUGGAAACCGCUAUCAUCUCCGUUGCCCAAGAGGCACUUACGGUCCUUAUCGCCAAA